UCAAGUAGUACUAGUUUUGAAAUAUCCGGCAUGGUUGCUUUCAUCAUGGUUGCAUAAACUUCAGCCAAGCCCUGUUCCAUGCGUUGCUAUGAAGAAUUGCACGUGUUUGUUUUAAAAUCUGAGGUAUCAUUUAAUCGUUAAAAUUUACUAGACGUAGGUAUUCUUUUGCCUUUAAAGAACUGCCGUGAGAAAUGGCAAGUAACGACGACGACAACGACGAUUUCGUCACGUGUGGCGUUUGUUUGUGGGAGUAUGACGAGGAAAUUAGGAAACCAAAAUUCUUGCCAUGUUCUCAUACUGUAUGUCUUCUUUGUCUUCAGGGGAUAGUGCAAGGUACCACUAUUAAGUCCAUUACAUGCCCCUUUUGCCGUAAUGUUGCUUCCAAAGAUAUCUCCGACUGUUCAAAGUGGAUACUGCCGAACAAUACCUAUGCACUUCAAAUGCUUAAACUUAACAAGCGAUCAGCUGUUCCAGAUCCAAUUGAUCUCAUGUAUCCCCAGAUGAAAAACAAAAAUCUUGAUGCUCUUUUAAAAUUAAAAGAAGAGUUACUGGAAAUCAGGGACACUGGAAUAAGCAAGUUAGCGCUGGCCAUUCAGACACGUAUAAAAGUUCAAAAAGAAAUGGACCUCAUUAUUGAAGCCAUCAAUGUUGCAGGAGAAGAAGCCAAAAAAUGUCAAGAGGAUAAUGAUCUGAGUCUGGCGGAAAUGGUCUCAGUCUUGGAAGAAUAUGAAUCAUCAGAUACUGAUCAAGAAACAGAAGCACAAAAUGGUCUAAAAAGGGACAUGGUUUUGUCAGAGUUGAUGUCACUAGUAGAAGGUUCUACAUCCAGCGAUUCCGUCGACACACUGAAAAAGAAGAUGACGGAAUCGUUUGAGGUGUACAAACAAAAACUUGACGAAGCAACUGCGGUAGCUUCAGAGUACGAACGCAGACGGAAAACGAAGAUUCAAGUUCUUUUGUACGAUGAAAACGAUCGCCCUACAUCGACGCACCCCAUUUUAAAGAGCGGGUUUCGUUUCCAACCCAUCAGCCCUUCAUUGAAUGGUCCUUUAUGCCAACAAGAUUCAAAGUUGCUGUCUCAUGCCGUUUUCUGGUUUUUGGAGCGGCAGAAGAACUCAAUGGAAGAAGACCUUCCAUCAGCAGUGUGUGAUUCCAAAUCUUCGUCCGUCGUUACUUGUCCCUCUGCCACUGUUGUCAGUACUGUGCAAGCAUUGCCGACAUCUUUGCCUCCUGAAAUGCCAUCAAAGAGCAAGAGAUUCGUCAUGGGCCAUUCGUCCAUCUUUAUCCUGAAAUUAUACAAGUCGGGUACUUUCCAAGGCGAAAUCCAUGUCCGCCCUUUGCCUGCGUUUCAUCCCGAGUUUGUGCAGCAAUUGGGAGAAUUUUGCUUCGAAUCGCCAAAGAAUUUUGGAAGUUAUAUUGACAAAGCGAUUCCUGGAGUAUUUAUAUCGUUCUCAUUGACGACGGAUUACCACCCGGGUUUCCAUCCUGUGGCUCCCAGUAUGUUUGAUUCCAAUUCGAAGAAGACGGGAAUAGCAGAUUCGAACACUACCAUUGGAGUCGCAAUGGUUGAAUCUGAGCUUGGAUACAAAAUCGUUACUGGCUGGAACUUUAUUAUUCCGCUGAAAGACUGGCACAAUCCCAAAUGUGCAGUGGCUCCUGCGGUGACAAACAACGAGCUCUUUGGCCACAUCGUUCGAUGCACUACCAAAGGAUCCGUAACUAUCAUGAGCCAGUCUAGCAAGUCUGAACGGGGCAGCUAUUCGUUGACCAUAGAAUCCGCUAACAAAUCUCCCGACAAGUAGAGUUCGUGAUCUGAAUUGUGCAUCGAAAAGAAGUUUUAAUUUAUGUUUUUUUUUGGGUACUUUUGUUUUUGUUUUCAUAGAGAGAAUGAACUCUUUAUGACUCAAAUAUAGCCUGAUAAUCAGUACUUGAAGACAAAUAAACUAAGAAAAAUGGUGACAAAUUCAGAAUUAUGCAAACUCCGAAUUGACUUAAAUACUUAAACUUAUACCUUGCUUGAUUGGCUAGAGGGAUAAUAUGUACUCGUUUCAGGUUUUAUCUGUUUAAAAAAAUAGAUAGAGGUCGAAAUGGCAAUAGUUUUAUUUAUUUUUUUUAUGAUUAUGGAAUCCGUAUUUCUUUAAUUCUGGAAGUGGGAAGUGUGAUGGUGAAAAUUCGCGAUUGGGGCCGGAAAUUACAUCAAUUAAAAUUACAAAUUAAUUGCAAAUAAAAAUAACUUUACGAAAUUAUGGCAAUGUCGCUUUGGUUGAAACUAUAGUCUGCUGGCGGCAAUCGUGAUCGUGGUCCCUUCCCUUGAGUCUUGACUGGAGACGUAUGUUAGAACGGACGUGAAUGUCUUUUAUUGGCCCUGUAACAAUUAAUUCAGGUUUCAAGUUUCAACAGAGAAAUAAACAGCGUAAUGGCGACGGUAAAUAUUGGGUCGGUCGAUGAAGAAUUUUUGACAUGUGGUGUCUGUAUGAACGAAUACGACGAACUCCUCAAAAUACCGAAAUGUCUCCCUUGCUCGCACACCAUUUGCCUUACGUGCUUGGAGGGAAUACUAAAUCAAGAUCGAUAUCCAAUGUUUAUUCUUAAAUGCCCCUUCUGUCGAAAUGUUUCUCAACAUAAUGGUUUAACUGAGGAUUUAAAAAGAGCAGAUUUAAUAAGGAGGUUGCUGCCUAACAAUAUUUACACUCUUCAAAUAAUUAAACUAAACAAAAAAAUUGCUUCAUCCACUAAACUAGAAAAAAGUUGGUGCUUCAGUUGUGGAUCAGAAACAAUUGAUAGCUGCAGUAGCUUAAAUCAUCAUACUGUUGAUCUAACUGUUGGCACCAUCAGGAAUUUGGAAAAUUUUGCUAAAGUGAAAAAAGAAGCAGGAAUAAAGAAAGAAAUUGAUAACCUGAAAACAGCUAUAGCCAAAGAAAAACAUACUAGGAAGAAUUUGGAGUUGCUGACUGUAUCGAUGGAGGCUGCUCAGGAAGAAAUCAAACAACUUCAACAAGAAAACAUUCUGCGCUUGACUCACAUGUCAUCCAAAUUGGCAGCUUUGAAGGCUACACAGUCUACUGAAGAAGUGGUGUCUCGUGAUAAACCGCCUGCACAUUUUUUCUCAUCUGAAGUAUGGUCUCUAUUGAAGAAUAACGACAGCACGAUGGUGGAUGCAGGCAAAGAGAAAUUGAACGAACAAGUUGAUGCAUAUUACAUUAACAAAGAAAGUCUAAAGGUCACUUCCGAGUUGUUUCAUCUUCUUUCCGGUGUCGCUUCAAAUGAUCACGAAGAUUCAAACUAGACUUCCAGCGAUUAAAUCCGUCCGCAAUACCCACGAAAGGAAAACUAAACAAUCAAUUCUAAUAUUAAUUUAAAAAUGUUCGAUAUAGGUUUAAAAUUUGUAAUCAUAUCGCUUCUGCCUCCAAUCGCCAAGUUAUUUAAUGUAGAUGUAUCGCAAAUAAAGUUAAGAGCUAACGUCACA
This is a messenger RNA of Daphnia pulex (common water flea), 3466 nucleotides long. RefSeq lists its product as uncharacterized. The record is from RefSeq and is a predicted model, not a curated record. The transcript is spliced from 8 exons. Lineage: Eukaryota; Metazoa; Arthropoda; Branchiopoda; Diplostraca; Daphniidae. Bases 192 to 1802 code for a protein of 536 amino acids.